Messenger RNA from Ziziphus jujuba (common jujube), 1874 nucleotides. Its product is annotated as acyl-CoA--sterol O-acyltransferase 1. Lineage: Eukaryota; Viridiplantae; Streptophyta; Magnoliopsida; Rosales; Rhamnaceae. Gene Ontology annotation, biological process: lipid metabolic process. Bases 268 to 1419 code for a protein of 383 amino acids. The transcript has a single exon. The record is from RefSeq and is a predicted model, not a curated record.
AUUAGAACUUAAUCAUGAUAUAACAAAACAAAUAAAAUAAACCAAUUCCGAGAAUAAUUGACACCCUGUUCAUUUAUGAGUUGUCAACAAAAAAUGGCUCAACAUAGUUCUACAAUGUCUCUUUUUUUUAGGCUCUUGAAUGACUUCAGGUCAACCCCUUUUUUUAACUUUCACCAUUAGCCGUACAUGGUGAUGGUAUUGGUCAUCCUUUAGGCUCCUCACAGAAAAAAGAUCCGAAGGCAAAGAGAAGAGCAAGAUUGGAGGCAAAUGGAGGGUGAGAUUCGCAACUUCGUGAGGGUAUGGUUAUUGAUCUUUAUCUCUCUCUGUUACUGCUAUGCAACUGGUAAAGCAGUGUCCAAAGGUCCUGUUAGAUUUCUGUUUAUUAUACCAGUUAUAUUCCUCUUUCUCUACCUUCCUCUUAAACUCUUCACCUUGCACCUUGGAGGAAUGACAGCAUUUUUUAUUGCUUGGCUUGCCAAUUUCAAGCUCUUGCUUUUUGCAUUUGGUAAAGGUCCUUUGUCUUCUGAUCCUUCUAUGUCUCUCGGACGGUUUAUUGCUGUUGCUUGCUUUCCAAUCAAGAUUCAGCAUAACCCUUCUAAAACAGUCUUAGAGAAAUCAAAAAAUGACCAAAAUGGAGCAAAAUCACAUUCCACACAGCAAUCACAUCUAAACGGAAAUAACAGAGAAAAUUUGCCUCUUGAAGUGCCUCAACAAGGCCAAAAAUCCCUUUUGAAUUAUGCAGUAAAGGGUCUUUUAUUGGCCAUGUUGGUUCGAGUUUAUGAUUACAGUGACUAUAUGCAUCCAAAGGUCUUACUUGUUCUCUAUGCCAUCCACAUAUAUUUCCUUCUUGAACUCGUCCUAGCCAUGGUUGCAGCCUUGACUCGAACCCUGCUAGGACUAGAACUUGAGCCGCAAUUUAAUGAGCCUUACCUCUCCACCUCGUUGCAAGACUUCUGGGGUAGAAGAUGGAACCUUAUGGUCAGCGGUAUCCUAAGGCCAACAGUAUAUAAACCUGUACUGAAUCUCUCGUCAUGUGCCAUUGGCCGGAAGUGGGCUUCAGUCCCGGCGAUAAUGGCAACUUUUGUGGUGUCUGCUAUCAUGCAUGAACUCAUGUUUUACUACUUGGGGCGUGCCAAGCCAACUUGGGAGAUCACCUGUUUCUUCCUUCUUCAUGGAUUGUGUUUAGUAGUUGAGGUUGUUUUGAAGAAGGCAGUACCAAAGGGAAAGUUUCAAUUACCGAGAAUGAUCUCCCGGAGUUUGACAUUAUCAUUUGUGAUGGUGACGUGUUUUUGGCAAUUUUUCCCUCAGUUACUUCGUUGCAGAGCUGAUGCUCGGAUGCAUGAAGAGUAUGCGGUGCUAGGCAACUUCAUGAAGAAUAUUAGUCGUACCUUUGUUUCUAGAAACUUGCAAGCUCUGUAGUCAGUUAUUUAUUGUUCCGCAUUUGAUCAAUUUUAUAUGGAUGUUUGAUUUGCAUUUUUGUCACCCAAAGUGUAAAAGCAUAGUUUGAUGAAGAGUACUUAUAUUGUUUCUGUAUAAGAAUUGGACUAAUACAUCAGCCAAGCAAUUGAAGCAAUGAAGAUCGAGCUCUUUUGUAAGUGCAACUUUUCUCUGUUAGUUGAUGAUGUUAUGCUUUUAUUGUUUAUUUGUAUAGUCAUUGAGAGAAAUGCCAGAAUGCCUAACAAUAAAUUCAGAAAUUAGUAAUAUGGAAAUUCUGGCAUUUGUUGUCCAAUUCAGUACUAAAAAUUUAGUGGAGAAGAAUUGUGAGAAUGUCAUUGCAGGGCACAGGGAAUAAUAAGUUGUUCUAGCUUUGGUCUGGCAAUUGCUAUGCCUAUGUGGUAUUACUUGAUUUGUAAGAGGUUUUUGCUGUUUGGUUC